CGCAAACGAGAAGGAAAUUGGCGUAGAAGAAGACGGAGGGCGGAAGUUGUUAGCAUUCGGAGCUUCUGAAGUCACAUUUCGGCCAAGCAAAAAUGCUCUCUCUUUUUCGCGUCUUCACGGCGCGAUGCGGAGCUCUUUGUGGCGCGUCUGGUUUUGGCCGGCCGAGGGGAAAUCAUCUCCAUGCUGUCAAAAGGUCACCUCUUUGCCUGAAACCGAAGGCGCGGUCUCACACUCCAACGUCUUUUCUCUCUACCGAGGCCCAAUCUGAAGAUGGCAACCUUAUUUACACGGGCAGUUUGGCAACUGCAGUUCGCGGGGUGAAAUUCUUCUCUUAUAGCACCAGUGGAGCCAGUCUCUGUCUCAUGCCGCAGAUCCUCCUGAAAAGCGGCCUCGGAGUGCAGAGCCCGACCCUGCAAGUGGCCUUCUGCGGCAUCGUUGGCUUCUUCACCUUCCUUACCCCCGCGCUCCUGCACCUGUUCACCAAGGGUUACGUCAUCCGCCUGUACCACAACCCCGAGCGGGACACCUACGUCGCCGUGACCUACAGCCUCCUCCUAACUGAGCGAAGGACGCUUUUUCAUCAGAGGCAGGUAAAAAUACCGGCGGUGAGCAAGAUGUUCACCACCUUCUACGCCAACGACACGGGGAUGCUGGUGAACCCGGACAUGUUCCGCCUCCCUCAGGAUUACAACCACCUUAUGGGCUACGACAAGCCCUUCACUUUCCCGACAUCUUAUCCGGACAGGCCGUGAUCUCCGCGACUGUUGUUGUUUCAGCUCAAUCGCUUCUAUCACUUGUACGCGCUUCCCAAAUUUUUACGCAGCAGCUCUUUUUGUUACAGCGAAUCUUUCAGCAAAAACAAACGUUGUCUUCACUGCGACCUGCAAAACUCCUCCAUCGAUUUGACAGCUCGAGUUUCUGCUUGUGGCUAUACGAGAUGGCGCCAAAAAGUCACUAUUUGGAUUUGCUGUACAUGCAACCCUGGCUUUGGUGACUUAACGGGCUGCGUUUUCGUGUUGAGGCCCAACAACUUUCACGUGGGAAAAUAUCAAGUCCCUCUACAAAACCGCUUCAUUUUGUUUGGAACUAUUUGAUGAGGUCAUUUAGCCCCCAGACUUAUCAAAAAAUUAGUGUGGCUAAAUCCAGUCGAGCCGAGAGCAUCUCGAAAGGCCGAAAGUGAGGCAACAUUUGAAAAGAAAUUCAAAAUGGCCACCUUGGUGUGGAGAGUAGGGCUCCAUCCAGAGACUUCCCCAAAGGUCUCCGCUUUUUGUCUGUGCCUCCAACUUUUGGUCCAUCUUGGUGAAAUGUUCAACUGGGGUUGUGUUGUUGAAAAAAAAAUGUUAGAGGGCGCAAAUCCUGGGGUAAAAAAAAUAAAUAAUCACAAUCGGUUAAUAAAAUUGUGCUUUGUCAAGCAUUAUGUGCCUACCAAGUUCCAUAUGUCAUCACAAACCUUAAGGAGACCAUCAAAAUUAGCGUAAUUUUUCUGAGCAAACGAUGCGUUGCUAUAGCAACAGUGUUGGAUGAAACCAAAUGCUUUGCUUUCACUUAAAUUGGUGACCAGUUUUAGAUGACAAAACCAAAGUUUCAACAGUUACAAAUCUCUUCGAGGGGUUAUUUAAGAAGGUGAGCCCUGUAAAAGCAAAAAACGGGGCCGCAAAUUUGAAUGAAAAUUCCAAUUUAGGUUAAGCAAAUGUAUGCGGGAGCCAUUUUUUGUUUUUUACGGUACUAUUCAAAAUAGUUCAGAUGGUGACUGUAUAGUACAAAGUGCGCGAAAAAUGUGAAAAGUAUUAUCGACAAUAAAAUGACAACUUGAUAAACGA
Messenger RNA from Hippocampus zosterae (dwarf seahorse), 1820 nucleotides. RefSeq names its product transmembrane protein 70 (gene tmem70). Gene Ontology annotation, cellular component: mitochondrial membrane. Gene Ontology annotation, biological process: mitochondrial proton-transporting ATP synthase complex assembly. The record is from RefSeq and is a predicted model, not a curated record. Lineage: Eukaryota; Metazoa; Chordata; Actinopteri; Syngnathiformes; Syngnathidae. The coding region runs from base 93 to 752 and encodes 219 amino acids. The transcript is spliced from 3 exons.